UUCCGAAAACAUGCAGGACACGACUGUCUCCAUUGGCAACGAGGAGAACAAACUUUGAGUUGCUGGCAACUUUGAGAAGAACAACAUGGGAGAUGCGGACUUCAGCAAAUACGAUUUAGCCCGUUUACAGGACGAAUUGGCGCAGGAGAGAGAGAUGAAAGAGAUGCUGCAGGAGUCUGUGUGUGAUCUGAGGAGCACCAUGACAGAGUUGGAGGAGACACUAAACAGUGUGAACCUUGAGGGUAACGAGUGGAAGACCAGGUACGACACACAGGUGGAGCUCAACGGCCAGCUGGAACGUCAGAUCACACUUGUUCACGAAAAAAUGGAGGACCUGCAGAGAAACCCCAUGGAUCGAUUAGCCUCAAUACGAUCCUAUUAUGAGGUCCCAGUGGAUGCACUGAGGCAGAGGCUGAAGGUCCUGACCAAUGAGAAGGCAGCGCUGCAGGGUCAGCUGUUAGACUGCAGACUGAAGAUUGAACAGGAGGGGAAGGCCUUUUAUAAAGCCAACGCUGUGAGGCGUGUGUAUCUGUCAGAAAUAGCUAAGGCGGCAAUACCAGGUCCAGCCACAGAGAGAGAGGGCGCCAGAGAGGCAGCAGUACCCCGUCCAGCCACACAGGGCACCAGAGAGCCAUAUGUGGAAAGGGAAGCAGACCAGUAAGCAGUCAGGAAGAGGAGGAGGAAGAGAGGAAGGAAGAGGAGGAGGAAGAGAGGGAGGAAGAGGAGGAGGAAGAGAGGAAGGAAGAGGAGGAGGAAGAGAGGAAGGAAGAGGAGGCGGAAGAG
Molecule: messenger RNA, 783 nt
Organism: Salmo salar (Atlantic salmon)
Lineage: Eukaryota; Metazoa; Chordata; Actinopteri; Salmoniformes; Salmonidae
Gene: ccdc169
Product: coiled-coil domain containing 169
Source: RefSeq, a predicted model, not a curated record